ACUAAUAAACACUCCAAAAGCUACCUGGUUACCAAUUCUGGCUUUCCUCAUAUAAUUUAUCCUAUUUUUCUUCACUUCCUCUCACACAUCCAGACCCCCCCACACACACCAUGGCUCUCUCUAAGGCUGGUUUAGACACAGAUGUCUCUAUUCAUUCUACAUUCGCCUCUCGAUAUGUCCGAACUUGUCUUCCCAGGUUCAAGAUGCCACAAAAUUCCAUUCCUAAAGAGGCAGCUUACCAAAUCAUUAAUGACGAGCUAAUGUUGGAUGGAAAUCCAAGGCUUAACCUGGCAUCCUUUGUUACUACAUGGAUGGAGCCUGAGUGCGAUAAGCUUAUCAUGUCUUCCGUCAAUAAGAACUAUGUUGACAUGGAUGAGUAUCCUGUCACCACUGAAUUGCAGAAUCGAUGUGUCAACAUGAUAGCACAUCUUUUUAACGCACCACUUGGAGACUCAGAGACUGCAGUUGGAGUAGGGACUGUUGGAUCUUCAGAGGCAAUAAUGCUUGCUGGAUUAGCAUUUAAGAGAAAGUGGCAGAACAGGAGAAAAGCCGAGGGAAAGCCUUAUGAUAGUCCCAACAUUGUAACCGGUGCCAAUGUUCAGGUCUGCUGGGAGAAAUUUGCAAGGUACUUUGAGGUGGAGCUGAAAGAGGUGAAGCUAAGGGAGAACUAUUAUGUAAUGGACCCUGAAAAGGCAGUGGAAAUGGUUGAUGAAAACACAAUCUGCGUAGCUGCUAUUCUUGGCUCUACUUUAAAUGGAGAAUUUGAAGAUGUCAAGCUCUUGAAUGAUCUUUUGGUUGAGAAGAACAAGAAAACUGGAUGGAAUACUCCAAUUCAUGUGGAUGCAGCAAGUGGUGGGUUUAUUGCACCUUUUCUUUACCCAGAGCUUGAGUGGGAUUUUAGAUUGCCAUUAGUGAAGAGCAUUAAUGUUAGUGGCCAUAAAUAUGGACUUGUUUAUGCUGGGAUUGGUUGGAUCAUUUGGAGGAGCAAAGAAGACUUGCCUGAAGAGCUCAUCUUCCAUAUUAAUUAUCUUGGAGCUGAUCAGCCUACUUUCACCCUCAAUUUCUCCAAAGGUUCUAGUCAAGUCAUUGCUCAGUACUAUCAACUAAUCCGUUUGGGUUUUGAGGGAUACAAAAACGUAAUGGAGAACUGUAGAGACAACAUGCUAGUCCUGAAAGAAGGAUUGGAGCAGACAGGACGUUUCAACAUCGUGUCAAAAGAUAUUGGGGUACCACUGGUAGCAUUUUCUCUGAAAGACAACAGCCAACACAAUGAGUUCGAGCUUACUGAUUUACUGAGGCGGUAUGGCUGGAUCAUUCCAGCCUACACCAUGCCCCCAGAUGCCCAACACGUUACCGUGCUGCGGGUGGUGAUAAGGGAAGACUUCUCUCGCACCCUAGCAGAACGCCUUCUCAAUGACGUCCAGAAAGUGUUGCAUGAGCUUGAUUCUUUACCGUCUAAACUUCUGAGUAAGGUUUCCAUUUGCGGAGAUGAUGAUAACAAUGUCGUCGUCAAGAAAACUGCGUUAGAGACCCAAAGGGAAGUGACUAUGGUUUGGAAGAAGUUUGUCAUGGAAAAGAAGAAAAUGAAUGGUGUUUGUUAAUAAGACUUUUCAUGUCUCAUCACAGAAUUAAGCUUUUCUGUUGAAACUAUUUGUAGUCUUUCAUUUUUAUUUUCAAGUUUCUUUUUAUUUUUUAAAUAUGGAGAGAAGGGAUUAAUAUUGGAUGAAAUUUAAGUUGUGAGGCUUACCCUUAUAUUGAUUAUUAUUAGUGCUUACUUGCACAAUUUUGAAUAAUCACAGUUUCUUGGUUUUUUGGGUUGUUCA
Ricinus communis (castor bean) is the source of this 1823-nucleotide messenger RNA. Its product is annotated as glutamate decarboxylase 1. Gene Ontology annotation, cellular component: cytosol. Gene Ontology annotation, molecular function: glutamate decarboxylase activity; pyridoxal phosphate binding. NCBI's taxonomy places the organism in Eukaryota, Viridiplantae, Streptophyta, Magnoliopsida, Malpighiales, Euphorbiaceae. The record is from RefSeq and is a predicted model, not a curated record. Bases 111 to 1601 code for a protein of 496 amino acids. The transcript has 7 exons. Gene Ontology annotation, biological process: L-glutamate catabolic process.